Molecule: messenger RNA, 1021 nt
Organism: Spinacia oleracea (spinach)
Lineage: Eukaryota; Viridiplantae; Streptophyta; Magnoliopsida; Caryophyllales; Amaranthaceae
Product: high mobility group B protein 3
Exons: 8
Coding region: 298-747 (149 amino acids)
Source: RefSeq, a predicted model, not a curated record
GUGGCAAAUGAACAAAUAAAAAUCCCGCCUAAAAAUCCCCUCUUUAAUGUAGCUCCUCUCUUCUCUCUCCCACUAAAGAGAGAGAUAUUUGGAAUUCACUCGCCUUAGAAUUUCAAUUCAAAUUCCCACUAAACCCCUCCUCUUCUCCCCUUUUAUCCCCCCCUUCCCCCCCGCUCCUUUCUCUACCUUCCUAUCUCUCUUCUCUUUCUCAAUAUCGCAUUUUCUCUUCAAACCGCAUAUCUCUCUCUCCCCUUACUUUCUCUCUCUUCCUUCAAACCCUAACCCUAACCUCCAGAUAUGAAGGGAGGAAAAGGUAAGGCUGAAACCACCACCACCAGGAGAGGCGGCGAUGCUAAGCUUUCUGUGAAGAAAGGAGCCCCUGCUAAGAAGGGGAAGCCAGCAAAGGACCCUAACAAGCCUAAGAGGCCCCCAAGUGCCUUCUUCGUCUUCAUGGAGGAGUUUAGAGUGACAUACAAGCAGAAGCACCCUAACAACAAAUCUGUUGCUGUUGUUGGGAAAGCUGGUGGUGAGAAGUGGAAGUCUUUGACUGAUGCUGAGAAGGCUCCUUACAUCCAGAAAGCCGAGAAAAGGAAAGCUGAUUAUGAAAAGAACAUGACCACCUACAACAACAAAUUGGCUGAAGGUAAAGAUGCAGAGGAGGAAGAAGAGUCAGACAAGUCUAGGUCUGAGGUGAACGAUGAGGAUGAUGAAGAUGGCAGUGGCGAGGAGGAUGAAGAUGAUGAUUAGGAGGGGUUUGCAAAAGAUGAAGCGGUUUGUGGUUUUGGAUCACCUCAUCUCGAUUGGAAGUAUAAACUGUUGGUAGUUCAAUAUAAGGAAACAAUGGGGAAACAAAAAUCAUCAGUCUGUAUCUUUAAGUCUUAACUUUGACUUGAUUAGCUUUGGCCUCUCUGCCCUGUAGAGCAAGUAGUGUUUUACUUUUGUUUUAGUUAAAAAUGAUUAAGAUCUCUUUUGGGUUAGCUGAAUGGUAAUCUUAAAUACAGUAGUUGUUUUUCUGUGCCAA